Molecule: messenger RNA, 1493 nt
Organism: Aedes albopictus (Asian tiger mosquito)
Lineage: Eukaryota; Metazoa; Arthropoda; Insecta; Diptera; Culicidae
Product: short-chain specific acyl-CoA dehydrogenase, mitochondrial
Exons: 2
Coding region: 156-1370 (404 amino acids)
Biological process (GO): fatty acid beta-oxidation using acyl-CoA dehydrogenase; butyrate catabolic process
Cellular component (GO): mitochondrion
Molecular function (GO): flavin adenine dinucleotide binding
Source: RefSeq, a predicted model, not a curated record
UAAAAUAUUGCACUGUCUGCCUGUGCAACGGCGAGACGACUUUCAAGUUACCUCAGCUAGUUUUAUCUCCUCAGUGAUUUUUGCAUUUUUAUUUUUGAUUUUUUUUUAAUUUGUUAAAAAUAUUCAAUUUGUGAUACCUCUCGAACAGUUCAAAAAUGUUCACUCUCAGGAAUACCGCUAAAUUAGGAUUAAACUUAUGGAGCAAGAGAUCGAUCGCGAGCCUGUCGGCGCUCUCGGAGACGCAUCAGAUGCUGCAGAAAACCUGCCGCGACUUUGCCGAUAAUGAGCUGAUUCCGGUGGCGGCCAAGAUCGAUCGGGAACAUCUGUACCCGGCGGAGCAGGUCGAGAAGAUGGGCGAGCUCGGGUUGAUGGCCGUUGCCAUCGAUGAGAAAUACGGCGGAACCGGUUUGGACUACCUGGCGUACUCGAUCGCCAUGGAGGAGAUCUCCCGUGGGUGCGCUUCGGCCGGAGUGAUUAUGUCGGUGAACAACUCUCUGUACCUGGGGCCGGUGGAUCGCUAUGGGAAUGAGGAACAGAAGCAGAAGUAUGUCGUCGGAUAUACCGAUGGCAAGAAGGUGGGAUGCUUUGCACUGUCUGAACCGGGUAAUGGGUCGGAUGCGGGUGCCGCGUCUACGGUGGCCACAUUGAAAGGUGAUCGGUGGGUGUUGAACGGAACGAAGUGCUGGAUCACCAACGCGUAUGAAGCGGAAAGUGCUGUAGUCUUUGCCACCACGGACAAGAGCCUGAAACACAAAGGAAUUUCCGCUUUUAUAGUACCUCGUGGCACUCCCGGUUUCACCCUUGGUAAAAAAGAGGACAAACUGGGAAUUCGAGGCUCCUCCACUGCCCAACUGAUCUUCGAAGACUGCGAAAUCCCAAAAGAGAACCUACUCGGCGAGCCAGGUUUCGGAUUCAAAAUCGCCAUGCAAACCCUGGAUGCCGGCCGUAUCGGCAUUGCCAGUCAGGCCCUCGGAAUCGCUCAGGCAUCCCUGGAAUGUGCUGUGGAUUACGCAAACAAACGAAUCGCCUUUGGCAAACCAAUCUCGAAACUGCAAGCCAUCCAGCAGAAGAUCGCCGACAUGUCGCUAAACCUCGAAUCGGCACGCUUGCUGACCUGGCGCGCAGCUUGGUUGAAGGACAACAAGAAGCCGUACACGAAGGAGGCGGCCAUGGCCAAACUGGCAGCCUCGGAAGCGGCCACAUUCUGUGCGCAUCAGUGCAUUCAGGUGCUGGGCGGAAUGGGCUACGUGUCGGAUAUGCCGGCCGAGCGACAUUACCGUGAUGCACGAAUUACGGAGAUCUAUGAAGGCACUUCGGAGAUCCAACGACUGGUUAUUGCGGGGCAGAUUAUCAAGGAACUGUCUGCGUAGGGAUGAAAAAGGGUAGACUUUAUUUUGUUUGGUUAAUUUUCUUCGUUUUGACUUUGUUUGUAAAUUUAGAUAAGGGUAUAAUUUUAUUCCUAUAGAAAUAUAGAAAUAUAAACUAUUUAGAAA